This is a messenger RNA of Ipomoea triloba (trilobed morning glory), 2089 nucleotides long. Its product is annotated as seipin-2-like. Gene Ontology annotation, cellular component: endoplasmic reticulum membrane. The transcript has 2 exons. The coding region runs from base 128 to 1801 and encodes 557 amino acids. NCBI's taxonomy places the organism in Eukaryota, Viridiplantae, Streptophyta, Magnoliopsida, Solanales, Convolvulaceae. The record is from RefSeq and is a predicted model, not a curated record. Gene Ontology annotation, biological process: lipid storage; lipid droplet organization.
CCAAAUUUCCAUAAUCUUCGUUCGGUUCCUUCCUUUCACCAUUUCAAUCUUUCCAUCUUCUCAAAUUAACCAAAUAAUCUGUACUGUACAUACGCAUAUACUUACAAUUAUACGCCUCUUUUAGCGUAUGGAUUUGAUGGAGGAGGAUGCGGCGGCGGCGACGACGACAACGAACAGUCCCGAUGACGAGACGGAAUUCCACGACGCGGCCGAUGAAUUCCCGUUCGACGAUUGCUGCGACGUGUUUUCGGAUGCGGAACCGGAACCGACGGAAACGUAUCCUAUCGGGUCGGUAACCUACCCGGAGCCGGAAGUGAUGAUCGAAAAUCAAUAUUCUCAUCCGCCGGCGACGAAUCUCCGGCGUCGACGAACGGUUUCCAGCUAUACAUCCAGCUUAGACGCUCCGGAUCCUAGUUCAUCGGUGAGUUUAGAAAACGGUUCGAAUUUGAGCCAAACGAGCAUGGUAGUUUCCAAGGAAAACGAGAGCCUGGAGAAUUUGGAAUCCAAUGAAAUGAACGAAAAUGAGAUGCCGGGAAAUUUGGAUCCUGUUGAGCUCAGUGUGAGCUCAGGGAGUGUAGAAAGUAGCUUGAGCGAAGAAAGGAAACCGAGUUCCGUCAUUCCGGAUAGACAAAAUGAUGGACUAAAUAACUUUCAGCGAGUUGAUUUACAUACAAGAGAAACUGAUGAUUCGAAUAUUCUGGUAAUUUUAGCUGACUUAGUGAUAAAGGCUAUAGCAUUCCAAUUUAAUUUGCUUAUAAGCUUUAUAAGUUUGACCAUGAAGUUCUUUUUAUUCCCAAUACGAACAGUGUACUCCACCUAUACGCUUCUGAUGGAUCCAUUUCGUGUUGUGAGGUGUGGGAAACGGUAUUUACUUCAAAAGAGUGUUAGACUUUUCAGUUAUGUAUUUGGAAAUGUUUUGUCUUUUGUUUCUGAAUGGUUUAAAGAACAUAAAUAUGUGUGGAGAUUUGGGCUGAAAUGUGGGUGGGGAUUCUUGUGGUCUGUAUAUGUUGCAGUUGUUUUGGUAGGAUUGCUGGUGUUGGCCUUUAUUACAGGUGGUGUCUUGUUAAGUUAUUUGGUGGAAGAACCAAUAAAGAUGCUGGAGAAUUUAAAUUUUGAUUAUACAGAGAAAAGCCCUCUGGCAUUUGUGCCAAUUAUGGGAUGCCAGGGGGUGAAUGGGCUAAUUGAUUUUAGGGGUCAGGUGGAUGUUGGCAAUGUUGAUGGGGUGCAUGUUAUCCCUCCUAAGCAUAAGUUGCAGGCCACUGUAAAAUUGAUACUUCCCGAGUCAGAUUACAACAGAAAUCUUGGAGUUUUUCAGGUUAGGAUUGAUCUCCUCGCAUCCAAUGGUCUGGUACUUGCAAGCUCGAGGCGUCCAUGCAUGCUGUACUUCAAAAGCUUGCCUAUACGCCUUUUGUCAACAUUCCUCAAGGCUGUUCCUCUAAUUACAGGCUACUCAUCAGAAUCCCAAGAUUUGGACAUAGAGUUUAAAGGCUUCACCGAAGGUGAUAUGCCCAUCUCCUGCAUCCGGGUAAUCAUAGAGCAACGAGCUGAAUUUCAUCCAGGAGGUGGAAUUCCUCAACUAUAUUCCGCCUCUCUAAUUCUCGAGUCUGAACUCCCUCUACACAAAAGGAUUAUAUGGUAUUGGAAGACGACUCUGUUCGUAUGGAUUAGUAUGACAUUGUUUACGGUAGAGUUGUUGUUUGCUCUACUCUGCUGCAAACCACUCAUCAUCCCAAGAAUACGAUUGGUGCAAUCUCCUCCUACUAAUCACGCUUCAAGGAACAAUCCUUCAACCCAAGGUUAGCAGAUCACACCCUUUCUACCUGAUUAAGCGUUCUCGCAUGGUUAGAUCUCUUGUCGAUGCACUUUCCGUUUUCUCCUACCCUUGUAAAGAAUAGCCAUGUUAACAAGAAUUACAAUCCCCUUUAUUCUUUCUUCAAACCCAGAAAGCAUCAUCUUUAUCACACCAUAGAUGAAUAGAUACCUCUCUUAGUUUCUGAUGUUCAAAACAGUCUGUAACUCUGUAUAUUGUAAUUUUCCUCAAAAGAUAAUAUACAACUCUCUCUUAGGCUCUUGUACUUUAGCCUUCUCA